Drosophila rhopaloa is the source of this 879-nucleotide messenger RNA. RefSeq lists its product as uncharacterized. The transcript has 4 exons. Lineage: Eukaryota; Metazoa; Arthropoda; Insecta; Diptera; Drosophilidae. Bases 1 to 879 code for a protein of 292 amino acids. The record is from RefSeq and is a predicted model, not a curated record.
AUGUUCCAUUCGCAAGAGAACUAUGCGGGGCGUAAGGUGAGUUGCCUGCUGGUCUGCCUGGCGAUCCUGCUGCCAUUCCAAUCCGUCGAUGCUCGAUGGACCCGGCGACCGAGGCGCACCACCACGCCCAGAACUACCACCACCAGCUCAAGCACCGUGAAUCCUGAUCGCCACCAGCACGUGCACCACUGGCCACCACUGGUGGCACCACCACCGGCACAGCCCGAAUCACACCCCCAAGUAGUUGUGGUGCAAAAACCCAGCUACACAGAGACCAGUCCUCGGCUGAUCGACAGCUUCGAUCAGAGAUCACUCGAUGGCCAGUAUGAGUUCAGAUACCAGCUGGACAACGGAAACACCCGCUAUGAACGCGCCUACUGGCUGCCCGUGGGCAAGGACCUCGUCCUGGCCAAGAAGGGAUACUACUCGGUGCCGCUGCCCAAUGACAAGUACUCGACGGUGUUCUACACGGCCGAUCAUCGCGGCUACCACGUGGACAUGCAGACAUUAUCCAAAGAGCAGCCGCUGUUGCCGCGGAGCCUUGAAGUGCCCGGAAUGGAGAGGGAUGUGGGAUCGGGAACGGGAACGGGAAUGGGAUCUGGAAUGGGUAUGGGUACGGACAAGGGGACUAAGCGAAAUUCAAUAAGCGACCCGGAGCGUAACGAGCUGGAUGUGGAAGUGGAUGAGGAUGUGGAUGUGGAAGUGGAUGAGGAUGUGGACGCAAGUGAAGCUGGCACCGAGCUCGUUCCUAAUGCUGUAAACCAAGUCGAAACCGAAACCGAACCAUCAACUUUGGCCAACGACAUUUUGGCAACUGAAGCACCAGCCGACAGCCACGAUGAUGACGAUGUUGAUGAUGAUGAAGGCGCCUCAAACUGA